AUGCUCAGUUUGUAUGGACCAUGGCUCUGUUAUGGAGAGGUAUCAGUGAUUGUGCCCUGUGAGAUGAGUCAGGCGACCGCACAAUGCAGUUUCAAGAAUCUGACAGAAGUGCCAGUGCUGCCCAAUUACACGGAGAACUUGUACCUGGAUUUCAACAACAUUUCAGAACUGCACAGCGCGUCGCUACGGGGCCUGCGUCUCUUGGAGCGUGUGACCUUGGGGGCUCAGAGAAGACCUUUGGUGAUCCGAAACAAUGCUUUUCUAACCACUCCAAAUCCAGACACAUUCCGAAGUUUGGCUUACAUCGACUUAGCCGGGAAUCACUUCUACUGCGACUGUAACCUGGAGGGCUUUCUGGAAUGGCUUAACAGCACCAACAUAACGUUCCUCACUCCAAGAAAAGAUCUGAGCUGCACUUUCCCAUCCUCGCUCCAAAAUGUACCUUUGCUAAGUUACGCCAACGUCAUAGAGCCAUGCGAAGAGGACGAUGAGAAGGCAAUGCAAGAGCUCCGGUUGGACUCAGAAUUUUCAGAGGAAAACUUGUUCAAAUGCUGUUUCGAGGCACGGGAUUUUCUGCCAGGAGAAGAUCAUCUGGUCAACAUUCGUGACGCAAUGUGGGGGAGUAGGAAGACUCUGUGUGUGGUGUCCAAGCAGUUCCUGAAAGACGGUUGGUGUCUGGAGGCGUUCACUUUGGCUCAGGGCCGAAAACUGGAGGAGCUGUCCAAUGCGCUCAUCAUGAUCGUGGUGGGGAAGGUAAACAUAUCACUCAGAGGACUCUUAACUUAA
Messenger RNA from Knipowitschia caucasica, 786 nucleotides. Lineage: Eukaryota; Metazoa; Chordata; Actinopteri; Gobiiformes; Gobiidae. The record is from the annotation of a GenBank genome assembly.